CUGGAUUGGACAACUGACCAAAUUUGAAUAGAGAGUGGAUUUAACAGUAUAUCAGCGUUAAACUUCCUUGUGGCAACAGACUGCAGUUAUGUAAGAAGACUGUCAUCGCAAAUCUAGUCUACCAACGAAUAGCCACUGGCUACAGUUACCUCCUCCCCCCACCCAGCUAUUUAGUGAUGGUUCACAUGAGCCCUCCCAGCCCUUCGCCCUCUCUCCCUGACAUCAUCCCUAUCCCGGCUUCAGAGGCCUUUCCCCUCUGCCUUUAGCACUCCCUCCACCUUCUCCCGACCUGGCUCCUUCCUUGUCCCCUUCUGCGUCCUCGCUGUCCCUUCCCUGGGUCCUUCCGCCUGCGUGCGGCUCCUUUUGCGCUCCAGGUGCGCAUCCUCAUCGUGCGCUCCGCUUUGCGCUUGCGCGCUGCGGCCGCGGGAGCCUGCCGCGCGGAGUUGAAAGAACUUCUGUUGUCGGAGCGGUUCGCGCGGAUCCGGACUCGGGGACUGCCGCCCGCGAGGGGCUGGGACAAGAGGCCGCGCUCUCUCGCCAGGCGCCCUCCUGCCCACGAUGGGCUGCUCCAGCAGCGCCCUCAACAAAGCCAGCGACAGCAACAGGCUCCACAGCGAAGAAAGUGAGUCCUGCUUUGUCCAACCAAAGCCACGUACACUGGGGAGAGAAUCUACUUUAUAUGGCAAGGUACAAAAGGAAAGCCUUCCUCCACUGGAAGAGCACACGAUUUCUGCCGUGUCUACAGCGAAUUGUGUUAAACCCCUCAGUGAACAGCCCCUGGCAGAGGAUGCUGCAGACACACCAGGGUCCACAGAAGGAACUCAGCCCCCAGAGGGACUGAAGGAGUCUGGGCCACCUCAGCCGGGUGGCAAAGAUGAUAUUGCAGAAGCAGAAGAGGAGAAGGACGUGGAAGCAGCGACAGAGGCUCCGCCUUUUAAAGGAAGUGCUGAGGCUGACCCUGUAGGAGCAGAAGCCAAGAGUCAACCUCUGAGGACAGCGGGAGAGGGGGCCUCCCCUCGAGCAGUGGAAGGUACUGAGAAUCCACAAACUGCCACAGAGAUGGGGCUUCUAGAAACAGCUGAGGAAAUUCCACCUCCGGAAGCAGGUGGAGAGCCACCAUCUCAAGAAGCUCUGGGAAAGGAUGAACAGUCCCAACUCCCAAAAACAGUUCCCAAGGAGACAGAAUCCCUAGAAAUGUUGGAAGGAAGUCCACUUGUGGAAACAGCUGAAACGCAGCAACUUCAGGGAACAUUGGGAGAAGACGAGGAGUCGCAGCUUGUAGAAACAAUCCCCAAAGAGGCGUCUCUGGAAGUUUUGGACAAAAGUCAGCUUGCAGGAGCAGGGGAGGAGCAGCAGCUUCAGGGAACGCUGAGGAAAGAUAAACAGCCACGACGUCUAGAGACAAUUCCCAGAGAGGAUGAAACAGCAGAAGUCCUGGACAGAAGUCAGCUUGUGGGAACAGCUGGAGAGAGUGACUCGCUCCACAAAACCCCUGAAGGUCCAGGAAACGUGGAGCAGAUCCAACCUGAAAGAAUAGCUGGAAGCCUGGACCAUCCAUCAGGAGCUCUAGAUACCAGGGCAAACGUGGAAACGAUCAGGAGAAGUCACACUGACGACGGAGGCCAACAUGUCGAAGGUGAGACAGGAGAAAAGGUUGAAACGGAGAUGGAGAAUGAGAACGUAAGUGAAGGGGCUGAAACAAAAGAAGAGGAAACAGGAGAAGCUGUGGGUCUUUCAGCAGCCACAUAGAUAGACGUGGUGACGGCAGGGUGAACGGACACAGCGGGUUGUAAUAGAGGAGAUAGGAAAACGCAGUGAAGCUUGUGGUUACAGACUUUCUCUUUCAAUAUCUACAUGUUUUAUACAGGGAAUGUGGUUGUCAUGCUCUUCAUUACAUUGUAUUCCAUAAAACUGCUAAGCGGUAAACAGUUGUCUUAGCUACUUAGAAUAGUGAUACAUUCAAAACUACAGUAGCCAGAGCCAAGAUCAACGGGGUGUAUGCUCGUUUAGGAGUGUGAGGGCGUUCUCUUCAUUGUGGCAAUGGGUCCAUUCAGUGUAGAAAAUGAGACCCUGAGAAGAAGAUACAGACCUUUAGGUCUAGGUGGCUGGAGAAAGGAGUUGGCAAAUUUUAGGGAGCUCAUGAUAAUAAAGUCACAGAGUUAGAAUUCGGGUGGAAUAAGAAUCAUUGACAACAGCAGGGCAAACUACACCUAGUAUUUCUUUUCUGUCACAGAAGCUCAAGCUGGUAUGAUCCUGGAGAAGCAUGUCACGUAAUUACCUUCUCACCUUAAGUCUGUCUCCUACCAUGGAUCCUUAUUGAUCAUGAUGUAUUAAAUAUGGUAACAAAUGUCAUGUCAUAGGAAUGCAGACUCUGGUGCUGCUCUGGGAUUAGGCUUUUUCACCAUGAAAGGCUACACAUUUUUUACGUGCCAUUUUGAAUCAGCUGUUGAUUUUACACGUCUGUGACGUGUUUUAAUUGAUAUUAUCCUUUGACUGUCAUUAAAAGCAUUGCAAAUUAACUGACUUUUGCAUGUAUUUCAGAGGCAACAAACAGCAAGAAUUAAAACCUAGAAUUGUUGCCUAUAUGGAGUCUGUUCCUUGGGCCCCGUUUUUUAAUUUUAUUUUUCUUUAGAUUGCUGUGAUUUAAUUUUGGGCAAUAGAGGUGGAAAGGAGCUAGGAAAUCAAGAUUUAAAAAUCAUUUAUAGUAUUUCAUUAAUGUUAAAGUGAUGUACCAUAGAGAAGUCACUUUUCAAGAAUUCCUCCAGAGUUGCCAAGGGAUUUUUUGGUAAAUGAUUAUAUGUGAAUAAUAGUAUUGAUAACAAUCUGGCCCACCAGUAAGUGCCUUCUGUUUGUGAGUAUCAGGAUAGAAUUGCAUUCUGGGAACAUUUGCUAUCUUAUCUUAUUUGUAAAUAUAUAGUUUAAAGAGAACUGCUCAGAUGAACUAACUAGACUCUUUUAUUUUAGCUUGUAUAUUAAACUAAUAUUAAGAUGAUGUAAUUAAUUUUAAGAAUAUAGGAGACAGGGAAGAAUUAUCAUCUUUACUCUGAUUUUAAUGUUAGUUUUUGUUCCUGACUUUCAAGAGUUGAGGUAGACAACAAGAGAAGUUACUUGAGUACAUGACCUCAUCCUUUCUGCAACGAAAAGAAGGUGGAUUACGAUUUUAUCGAAGGGGCAAGGACUUUUAUGUACUUUUGAAUUCAGGCAUUUAGCACUUCUAAUAGAACAUAAUAGGUGCUUGAUAAAUAUUUAUUGAAUCAACUAAUGAGUAAUAAAUACCAAAGAUUCCCAUUUACAUUUAAUUCAUUAAAAAAUAAUAUAUUUAAAAUGUGAAUUUGUAUGACCCUAACAUUUUCAUGCCAAGGCUGCUCAAGCUUAGUAACAAGCUAUGUAUUUGGUGUAGUUCCAAAAACAGCAGUAAUUUUAGGUCAGAAAGUUAUAUAAAUCAGAAUGGAUAUAAUAUCUUUCAAGCUACAUUUUGUCAUCUAAAAGUGUUUUUCCUGACCAAAGGUAUUUUUAUAUAGAUGUUGAGGAAGUAGAAAAUGUCAGAGCUAAGUGUAAAUUAUGAAUGACCAUCUUAAAAAGUGGAAUUGUACUUUGCAUCAAGUACUGAAAUAGAAUUGAUUUACUCAGUAGGCAUAAAGGUCCAUUCUGUGUCAUUGUGUGGAUUUUUUUUUAAAUCUCUAACAUGCUAAAGAGAUCUAUUCAGAACUCAUUCUUGAAAGAACUUCUCAAAAACAUUAUUAUAUAAUUAUAAUGCAGAAGUUUUCAAAUUAUUUAUU
Molecule: messenger RNA, 3779 nt
Organism: Vicugna pacos (alpaca)
Lineage: Eukaryota; Metazoa; Chordata; Mammalia; Artiodactyla; Camelidae
Gene: ERICH5
Product: glutamate rich 5
Source: RefSeq, a predicted model, not a curated record